Molecule: messenger RNA, 1293 nt
Organism: Penicillium pulvis
Lineage: Eukaryota; Fungi; Ascomycota; Eurotiomycetes; Eurotiales; Aspergillaceae
Gene: dmaW
Product: tryptophan dimethylallyltransferase fgaPT2
Exons: 3
Coding region: 1-1293 (430 amino acids)
Biological process (GO): alkaloid metabolic process
Molecular function (GO): transferase activity, transferring alkyl or aryl (other than methyl) groups
Source: RefSeq, a predicted model, not a curated record
AUGACGAACGCAUCCUACACCGAGGCAUACCAAAGCCUGAGUGCUUUGUGGGACUUCUCCGAUGAAAACCAAAAGCUAUGGUGGCAUAGCACAGCUCCUAUGUUUGCCCAUAUGCUACAGUCCGCAAACUACAACCAGCGGAGCCAGAGCCACCACCUCGAGAUCUACAAGAAAGCGAUCAUCCCUAUGCUAGGGGCCUACCCUGUGAAUGACCGUCCCCGUUGGAUGAGUAUUCUCACUCGAUAUGGCACCCCGUUUGAGCUGAGCCUCAAUUGCUCGAAUAAUGUUGUCAGCUACACCUAUGAGCCCAUCUCUUGGACAACGGGGACCUCACAGGACCCAUUCAAUACUAUUGCCAUUUGGGAGGCUUUGCAGCACCUCAUGGCUUCUCAAAAGGGCAUUGAUCUUGAAUGGUUCACUCAUUUCAAAAAAGCUCUUACCCUGGACUCGGACGAAUCUGCUUUUCUUCUAGCGAGCGAUAUGGUCGGGGAUCAGAUCAAGACCCAGAACAAACUUUCCCUGGAGCUCGGUGAAGAUCAAUUCAUUCUUAAGGCCUAUAUGUAUCCCGCUUUGAAAUCACUCGUGGCGAAAAAGUCGAUCCACGACCUGAUCUUUGAGGCAGCCCACGACUUGGCCCAAACCUAUCCCAGAAUAUCAACUCCUUUGAAAGUUCUUGAGGAGUACUUGAAGUCUCGAGCUCCCAAUAGCACUGUUAAGCCCCGGCUUUUAUCUUGUGAUUUGGCGGAACCCUCGAAGUCGCGCAUCAAGAUCUAUCUUCUAGAAGACAUGGUCACGCUCACGAAUUUGGAAGAUUUGUGGACGCUAGGAGGCCGAAGGAAUGAUCAAUCCACGGUGGAGGGGCUCUCGGUAUUGCAUGAGCUCUGGAACCUUAUCAAUCUGACCGCACAGUUCUGCUCUUAUCCAGUGGGUUAUUUGUCUCUCAAUGAUCCUGUCAACGAGCAGCUCCCCCUUAUGGCCGACUUUACUCUUCACGCAGACGAUCCUAUUCCCGAGCCGCAGAUCUACUUUCAGACGUUCGGAAGUCGGGACAAAAAGUUGACAAAGGGAUUGACGACUUUUUUCCAGAAGCAAGGCUGGAAUAAGAUUGCCCAAUCCUAUGAGACUGAUUUACGUUCUUGGUAUCCAAUGGCAAAUCUGAAGCGUCUGAAUAAAAUCCAUACAUUGGUGUCCUUUUCCUACCGCAAUAACAGCCCUUCUGUGAGCGUUUAUCUCCAGUCGUUCGAGACUGGUGAAUGGGAGAUGUCCAAGUUUUCAAGCACCCCUAACCUCUAG